Apiotrichum porosum is the source of this 1110-nucleotide messenger RNA. RefSeq lists its product as uncharacterized. The coding region runs from base 1 to 1110 and encodes 369 amino acids. Gene Ontology annotation, molecular function: FAD binding; D-amino-acid oxidase activity. NCBI's taxonomy places the organism in Eukaryota, Fungi, Basidiomycota, Tremellomycetes, Trichosporonales, Trichosporonaceae. The record is from RefSeq and is a predicted model, not a curated record. The transcript has 4 exons.
AUGCCAGCCAAGUCUCCCUAUGACGCCGUCAUCCUCGGUGCAGGCAUCCUCGGCCUCGCCACCGCAGACGCCCUCACCUCCGCCGGUCUCCGUGUCGCCAUUAUCGCCCGUGACCUCCCCGAGGACCUGGACAGCGCCGCAUUCGCCUCCCCCUGGGCCGGCGCCAACUGGUCGUCGUUUGCGUCCAACGAAAAGGAGCGUCGCCGCGACACCAUUACCUUUGCCAAGUUUGCCGAGUUUGCCGAGACCAACCCGUCGCUCGCACGCAGGACGCCCUUCUGCUACAUCUGGCACACUGAUGCUGGCUACUCGAACCCGUGGUACAAGAAUGUCGUUUACAACUUCCGGCCUCUGGCAAAGUCCGAGGUGCCCAAGGCGUACAAGGAGGGCGUGCAGUUUGAGUCGUUCACCGUCAACCCGCCCCGGAUCCUGGCGUACCUCGCCGGCCGCCUGCGCGACGCCGGUGUGCCCAUUGUGCGCCGGCGCGUCGCCUCGAUCGACGAGGCGUUUUCGGCCUUUGGCGAAGUGUCGCUCGUGGUGAACGCGACGGGGCUCGGCGCACGCGGCCUCCUGGGCGUCGAGGACCCGCUCGUCCACCCCGUCCGCGGACAGACGGUGCUCGCGCGCGCGCCGGGCGUGCAGACAUGCUACGGCGUGCGCGACAGCAACCUCCCCCCCGGCGAGGCCGUGUACAUUAUCCCGCGGCCUGGGUCGGACGGCUGCGUCAUUCUCGGCGGCACAAACCUCAAGGACGACUACUCGACGCUGCCGCGCAAGGAGACGGCGGAACGUAUCCUCCAGAACGCGUACAAGGUGUGUCCCGCGCUGGCCGGGCCGCACGGCACGAGCUGGAAGGACAUUGAGAUUGUGGCGCACAACGUCGGUCUCCGGCCGUCGCGCGAAGGCGGCCUCCGCCUCGAGAUUGAGGAACGCGAGAUCAAGCACGACUACCUUCUCCCCGCGGCGGCGGCGUCGACGCCGCGCAAGGUCGCCGUCCUCCACUGCUACGGUAUCGGGCCUGCGGGAUACCAGGCGUCGUUUGGCGUCGCGCAGGAGGCAAAAGAGCUCGUCACGGGAUACCUCUCCAAAGCGCAGGCUGCCAAGCUCUAG